This is a messenger RNA of Raphanus sativus (radish), 1797 nucleotides long. Its product is annotated as VIN3-like protein 2. NCBI's taxonomy places the organism in Eukaryota, Viridiplantae, Streptophyta, Magnoliopsida, Brassicales, Brassicaceae. Gene Ontology annotation, biological process: vernalization response; epigenetic regulation of gene expression. The transcript is spliced from 5 exons. The record is from RefSeq and is a predicted model, not a curated record. Gene Ontology annotation, molecular function: protein binding. The coding region runs from base 112 to 1617 and encodes 501 amino acids.
AAUUAGCUCAAACUAAUAUCAAGCUCAUAAAAGAUGAUACAAAAAGGAUAACAGGAAUAUCAAAGAAGACGAACGUUUCGAUUUUGUAGUUUUGCGAAUUCUUGUUUGAUCAUGCCCUCAGUUGCCUCUGUCUUGGACAAAUGUCCUUACGCUGCAGGUGAAUCAUUGAAACGCAAGAAUAUUGAUGAAAAGAGACAGCUUGUUCAUGAACUGUCCAAUGAUUCUGAUUCCGCCUUUGACGUCUUGAUGAAGUGGGGUCGUGCGGAGCUUCUACAAGUCUUGUGCGCAGAGUUAGGAGAGAGAAAAAACAAGACUAGGUUGAAGAAAGAUCAGAUCAUCAACAAGCUCUUGAAAGUUGUAUCAGAGAAGAAAGAUUCAUCAACAACAACUGAGAGGAACUCAAAAAGACAGAGGAAGAACGUUAGCUCAGUUAAAACCACUAAAGGUAAAGAUACUUUAUACUGUACGAACCUGGCUUGUCAAGAUAAGGUGAGCCGGGAGGACAUCUUCUGCAGAAGAUGUUCCUGUUGUAUCUGCGGUGAUUACGAUAGCAACAAGGAUCCAAGUAUAUGGUUAGCCUGCGACUAUGAUCCUCCUUUUACUUGUGGUUUCUCAUGCCAUCUUGAGUGUGCAUUAAAGAGUGAGAAGUCUGGUAUCAAGGAAGAUGAGCCAAGUCAUGCUGUUGAUGGAUGCUACUACUGUGUCUCUUGUGGCAGAACAAACAGCUUGCUUGAAUGUUGGGAGAAGCAACUGACGAUUGCUACGGAAACCACACGCGUAGAUGUACUUUGUUCCCGUCUUGUCUUGGCUCAAAAGCUACUUAAGGGUACGGAGAAGUACACAAAGCUGUCUGAACCAGUUGGGAAGGCUGUCAAGUGUUUAGAAACUGAACUGGGUGGUCCUCUUAAUGAUCUUCCAUCAAUGAAGCGUAGAGGAAACGUAACCAGACUUGCCUCAGCGCCAAACGUGAAGGAUCUUUGCUCUUCCGCUUUGACACUCUUUGAUGCAUUGACCAAGAUCAGAUUCGAGGAUGUUGAUGCGACUUCACUCACUCUGAUUCUUGGUUCAGAAAAAGGAACGUCCUCAAAGGGAUACAUCAUUCAUUACCGUGUAUGGCAUCGUAAGGCCUCAGAGAAAGAUUACACAGAGAAACUGACUUGUGCAUUGGUGUCUCCAAAGACAAGGUAUGUUGUCUCUGGACUAACUCCCGCUACAGAGUAUUGCUUCAAAGUCGUUUCCUUUAGAGGCCUCAAAGAAACGAGCGUAGUAGAAACCAAAGUCUCUACAAAAACAUCUCAAGAAGAGGAAACAACUUCAAGCGAAAAAGAAAAACAGUUGGCCUUAAAAGAAACUGUUAUUGAGAAGGCUGUCGGUGUCAGCAACGGUGAGAGUUCAUCGGACCGAGGUCUUGAGUUUGAGGACUGCGUCGGGGUUUUAAGACAGCUUGAGUUGGGAGGUAAUGUCGAUACGGAGUUCAGACUGAAGUUUCUGACUUGGUAUGGCUUACACGCCAAUUCUGAUAAGAAAAACCUUGUGAAGGGCUUCGUUAACCAGUUGGUCAAAGAUCCAAAAGCUUUGGCUGACCAGCUCAUUCGUACAUUCUCUGAUCUCAUAUAGAGAAAGCCUUCUGCGGUUGGUGGUUGAAAUGCCUUUUUGUUUUUGUUUGUGUUUUUGCUUUACUUUAUGUUUGUGUUUUUGCAUUUAUUGGUGGAACAUAUUUCAUGGAACAAUAGAGUUUGAUGGUUGAUUUGAAAAAAAAAAAAUAGAGACUUCAAUGGAACCCUAUAGAGAGUCUCC